Messenger RNA from Hylaeus volcanicus, 2895 nucleotides. Its product is annotated as protein GPR107. NCBI's taxonomy places the organism in Eukaryota, Metazoa, Arthropoda, Insecta, Hymenoptera, Colletidae. The record is from RefSeq and is a predicted model, not a curated record. The transcript has 10 exons. Gene Ontology annotation, biological process: transport. Gene Ontology annotation, cellular component: membrane; Golgi apparatus. Bases 105 to 1859 code for a protein of 584 amino acids.
CUCAGUUUCUGCUCGUGUAUCGACGAGCGAACAUUGGAUGUUUUAGGUGUAUGGUUAACUUGUGUUUUCGUGAUGUGACAUUUCUCCAGUGAAAAAUUAUAAAAAUGCAAUCGAAUCAACUGCUGACACAAUGUCUCUGGAUUAUGUCAAUAUUGGUACUCGCUGCCGCCAGGAUACACAAACUCGAGAUAAGGAAAGACACACGGCGAUAUAUCGCCCUUAGUACCUUCGGUUUUUAUAAGGGUGGUAUUCUCGAUAUACAUCUGUUGAAUUUCAAGGCCGACCCUUUCGACGAGAAUGCCGUGUUUGGAUUCAGUUUGGAUCGAACGCUAAGCGAUGCGAUGAAUCCAUAUUUAGAUAAUCACCAAGAGAGAUGCGUACUACAAAACAUUUCGAACGUCAAGACCGAUUUCGAGCAGAGGGACAAGAACGCGGUGAUAUAUUUUACGAUGGACUUCAAGAAGUCUUUGUUGAGAGUAAACUGCAGUCAGAACGUGCACACCGCGCACAUCUACAAAGAUUCCAGCAUGCUCGUGAUGUUUCGAAAAAAGAGGGACUCUCUUCCAGCUAAGUUUAGCGAUACGGUUCUUUUUUCACGGCGAAAACGCUCCACCUCGAACGGUGUAAAAAGAUCCGUUAACGAGGAUGAGUUCGAGUCUAGAUCGGAAGUCAGCGUUUGCUCGCGUUUAAAGCUGCCGAUGAACGUACAAACUAUCAAAGGAGAAAAAUAUUACAAUACAAGUUUCACGAUGUACGUCGCCAGCGAAGAGGAGGAGGGACUUUAUAAUCUUUACUUUCACAACUGUCCAAAUUACAAAUACGAUGCUCACGUUGCGUUAGAUUUCACGAUACAAAUAUCGGAGAUCAAUACCGGGAAUUUUCUAAGCGCGGGUGAAAUGCCUUUACCAACGCUGUAUUUUAUGAUGGCGCUUUUAUUUUUUGUGUCGGGUUGUUUCUGGGUAUUCAUCCUUAAAAAGAGCAAACAUCCUGUUUUCAAGAUCCACUACCUAAUGGCAGUCCUGGUGUACUUAAAAUCUUUAUCGCUACUCUUCCACGGGAUCAAUUACCAUUUUAUUAAAACAAAAGGAGAGCACGUGGCUGCUUGGGCGAUUCUCUAUUAUAUUACUCAUUUAUUGAAGGGAGCCGUGCUUUUCAUCACUAUCGUCCUCGUUGGCACAGGAUGGACGUUUAUCAAACAUAUUUUAGCCGAUAAAGAUAAAAAGCUCUUCAUGAUCGUGAUACCGUUACAAGUAUUAGCAAACGUAGCAGAAAUAAUAAUCGAGGAAAGCGAAGAAGGAGACAUCGAACAUAAGACAUGGCGAGAUCUUUUCAUUCUCGUUGACUUGCUUUGCUGCGGUGCCAUUAUAUUUCCAGUUGUUUGGAGUAUCAGGCACCUACAGGAAGCUGCACACACAGAUGGCAAAGCAGCUGUAAACUUACGCAAGCUCAAGCUUUUUAGGCAUUUCUAUAUCAUGAUAGUGUUUUACAUUUACUUUACAAGAAUCAUAGUGUACUUACUUAAGAUCAUGGUACCUUUCCAAUACGAGUGGUUAGACGAAGUGUUCCGAGAAAUGGCCACUUAUAUCUUUUUCGUUCUUACCGGAUACAAGUUCCGACCUGCCUCUGCAAAUCCAUACUUCACUCUUACGAACGAUGAGAUGGCCCAGGCUGACGAGGACGACGAAAUGGACAUCGUUAUCUUUUCUAGUGUUUCCGGGGGCAGCGGUAUCACGGAAGGUCUCAGCAAAGUUAGCAAAGUUCCAAAAGUUUUGAGGCCCGCGACAUCGGAGGUUCCAUCUACUAAAGAAGAAAGGGAUUGUUUGGUCAAUAAAACAGAACCCUCCGACGAAUACGAUUGAAUUUAAUAAAAAUUCAUCGUAACAUUAUCGAUUUCAAUGUGAACAAAAGCGAGGAGGACUCGUUUUUCCAUCUUGUGAUAUUUGGAAAUACAUAGUGCUAGCAGUUCGAACAAGAUCUAAUAUAAAAAAAUUUCAAAACGCGGUCGAACAAGAAUGGAAAUACAUGGUUAGAGAUAACCUUGAUAUCGUUCUCUGGAUCUAUUUUGUAUCUUUUCUUUGAAGCAGAAGCCAAUAUUUUACUGGUUAAACGAUCGAUCAUUGGGUUUCCUUCAAUAUGAAAAAUGCUAUAGAUCUUAUUAAAUUAUUCUUAUCUUCUAUUCGAUUUUAAAGAGACGCUUAGUUCGUUGUUUACUUUUGUUAUUUAUAUAUCACGUUUAGUAUGCGACGCACUUCAUUCCGAGUAUCUCACUUUUUGAAAACGAAAUUUGACUCGGACAUGGAAGUUCAGUGUAAUCUAUAAUUAUUGGUAGUAAAUUGUCAUAGCUAACGGACAAAAUUAACGUAGAGAACGGUUUAAAGAGUUUAAUGUUUUGAAUACGCGAUUUUAAGCGUUUAUACAUUAGAAGAAAAAUUUCGCUGCAAGCUCGAUAACGGGUAAUUUCAGUUUUGAUACUCAUCUUGUCGUAGCUGGAUUUUUUCUUAGGCAUUUAGAGAAACGGUAAGGCAUUUCCAUUUGUCUUUUCAUACGAAACACUUAGUUUUCUCAACGCGUGGAGCCCGAUCCGCGGCAAAUAAUUUUGUGAUAAACGAUACACCAAUCUCAGUGUAUCACGAUCCAUUUUUGUAAACCACUCGAUAACCUUUUACGUAGGGAUUAUUCCGAUGUGAGGAGAGAAUAAAGGUAACCAAUUUUACAACGUUUAACGUGUCCCAUUGCGUAAUUCCAAAAUAUAGUUAUUACCAAUAUUAUUACUUAUGUACACGCGUUAUCAUAAUUAUUGUUAUAUGUGUUACUAUUAAUAUUUUAUUGUGUGUAUAAUAAAAGGGACGCGUUACAAAACCAAGUUGAAAUAAUAAAGCGGAUAUUUUUAUGAAA